Messenger RNA from Gopherus evgoodei (Goodes thornscrub tortoise), 1871 nucleotides. RefSeq names its product ankyrin repeat and SOCS box containing 10 (gene ASB10). Gene Ontology annotation, molecular function: transcription cis-regulatory region binding; protein binding. The coding region runs from base 119 to 1483 and encodes 454 amino acids. The record is from RefSeq and is a predicted model, not a curated record. Gene Ontology annotation, cellular component: nucleus; cytoplasm. Gene Ontology annotation, biological process: intracellular signal transduction; positive regulation of transcription by RNA polymerase II. NCBI's taxonomy places the organism in Eukaryota, Metazoa, Chordata, Testudines, Testudinidae. The transcript is spliced from 5 exons.
CAUCUGGGAGCAGCCCAGCAAGGACACACCACUGAGCCAGGAGCUCUGGGGCUGCAGCAGCAGCAGCAGCCAACUGCCACUUUAUAAAGCCAAGGCUCAACCCGUGCGUCCCCUCCCCAUGACGGGCUACCACUGCCCCUUCAGCUCUGCACUGCAGCCGGACGAGGAGCUGGUGGGCAGGCGGACACACACCAGGCACAUGGACCAAGGCCUGGCGGCCCCAACGCCCAGGGGCUGGGGAUUCCGCAGCAGCCGUAUGGAGCCGAUCGAGUGCCGAGAUGCAUUGGUGCAGAAUGCACUCUUCACUGGGGACCUGGAGGCGGUGCGGAAGCAUUUCACUGAGAGGGCUGCCGUCAACCUCAUCAUUGAAUCCAAGGGUGACGAGCUCCGGUGGACCAGCCGGAAACUUGGGCUGUGGUCGCUGACCUACGAGCAGGAGCUCACCACCCCGCUCCACAUCACGGCUGGGCGCGGCUACUUGGACUGCCUCAGGCACCUGCUGCUGAGGGGCGCUGCCGUGGACUUCGCACCUGGCGGCAAGACAGCUCUGCACGAGGCCUGUGCGGCUGCCAGAACGGACUGCGUGCGCCUGCUGCUCUCCUUCGGGGCUGACCCCAAGGCUGGCUCUGAGGCUGGCUACCAGCCCCUGCACCUCUGCAAGAGCCCAGCCUCCAUCCAGUGUGCGCAGCUGCUGCUGCAGUACGGUGCCAGCGUGAACAGCCAGACGGAGGAGGAAGAGGAAACAGCACUGCAUGUGGCGGCACGGUACGGCCUGGAAGAGCAUGUCCGGCUGUACCUGUGCCAUGGAGCGGGGCUGGAGGCCAAGAACGAGGAGGGUCAGACUCCUUUGAAUGCCGCCUGCACCCAGGCUCACCCACCCCAGGACAUGGAGCGCUACUAUCGCGUCUGCCAGCAGCUGGUGCAGAGCGGUGCCAACAUCAAUGCCGCGGACCGGGACCGGCAGCGCCCGCUGCACCAGGCCUGCAAGAAUGCCAACCCCCGUGUGGUGGAGCUGCUGCUGGCCCAUGGCGCCAGUGUCAACAUUAUGAGCUACAGCGGCAACACGGCCAUGCACAACAUCUUGCAGGUGGCUGCCUAUAAGCUGGGGCACCACCCAGAGCUCGUGGUGCGGGCGCUGCUCAACCACGGCUCCAUACGCAUCUGGCCCGGGGCCCUCAUCAAGGUGUUGCGCUACUGCUGCUCCUCGCCUCGCACCAUCGAGGUGCUGAUCAACAGCUACGACCGCGUGCGGGUCACCGACGAGUGGGCAGAGGCUGUCCCAGCUGAGAUCAUGCAGAAGCACCCAGAUUUCUACGAGUCACUCUUCUCCCUGGGGCAGAGGCCCCGCUCCCUGCAGCACCUGGCCCGCUGUGCACUCAGGAGCUACCUGGAGGGUCGGCUGCUGCAGGUCUUGCCUGAGCUGCACCUGCCAUCUUCCCUGCACCAGUUUCUGCUGCUCAGCUUUGAGGACAUUCUCUACUAGGGGCCUGGAGCCUGGAUUGAGCCACCUCUAAAUCCUUUUCUUUAUUUGCUUUGAAUUCUUGUGCCCUGCCUUGCCUGUGAAAGCCCUGCCCUGCCCAGCCCAGGUCAGCCUUGCCCUCCCCCCUCACAGCAGCCAAAGCCAGCCCUUCUGUGCCCAUCCCAACCAUGCCAGCCUGGCCCCUGCCAGGUCUGCCUUUUGUUCUCCCAGCUCAGACUCCCUCUGCCCACACCAACCUGGCCCAUCCCAUGCCAGCUGGCUCUAUUGUUGUAGCCUAUGAUGGGGUCCUGCCUUUCAUGGGGCCAUUGCACUGGCCCUGCUUUGUAUUAUGGAGAUUUGGGAAUAAAUCCUGGUGUUUGUAUGCCCUGGCUGGUAUGUGUCCGUCCUUGUG